This is a messenger RNA of Nerophis lumbriciformis (worm pipefish), 1045 nucleotides long. It is a transcript of the gene meox1, whose product is annotated as mesenchyme homeobox 1. The record is from RefSeq and is a predicted model, not a curated record. Gene Ontology annotation, biological process: somite development; positive regulation of transcription by RNA polymerase II. Lineage: Eukaryota; Metazoa; Chordata; Actinopteri; Syngnathiformes; Syngnathidae. Gene Ontology annotation, cellular component: nucleus. Gene Ontology annotation, molecular function: RNA polymerase II cis-regulatory region sequence-specific DNA binding; DNA-binding transcription factor activity, RNA polymerase II-specific.
GGAGAGCACCAGGAGCCAGGAGCCAGGAGCCAGGGGGAGGCAGCGGGCGUGCAUCCUCACGCUGAUGAUCAUCGACCUUCAGCAGCCUAACUUGUGUCAUGGAGCAGCCGGCCAGCAGCUGCAUGAGGAGCGCCCACCCGGGCAGUCCCAUCUGGGGGUGCAUGAGGAACCCUGCGGGCCCCAGCCUGCAGUCGCCCUACCAGCAGGCCCCCUUCUCCCUGCACCAGAAGCCUGACUUCCUGGCCUACACGGACUUCUCCGGCUCCUGCCUGGUGCCGCACGCCGCCUACCCGCGUGACGACAGACUCUACCCGGAGAGCCCGGGCGGCUACCAGAGGCCCGAGUGGCACUUCAACCCCUGCCAGACCAGGGCCCGGGCCCCGGAGGCCUGCCCGCCUGUGGCUGGCGUAGAGGUGGCGGGGCCCCAGAUGGACAGUGUGGGGGCCGCGCCCGGGGGCCCCGAGGGGGAAUACUCACCCCAGAGCGUGACCUCGCCCGACUCCGACAAGAAGAGCGCCAACAAGAGGAAGAGAGAGGUCACAGACACGCCGGAGUCGGGCUUGAAGGCGGAGUCUAACUGCAAGGCCAGGAAGGAGCGCACGGCCUUCACCAAGGAGCAGCUGAGGGAGCUGGAGGCGGAGUUUACGCACCACAACUACCUGACACGCCUCCGCCGCUACGAGAUCGCCGUCAACCUGGACCUCACCGAGCGACAGGUGAAGGUGUGGUUCCAGAACCGGCGGAUGAAGUGGAAGCGGGUGAAAGGAGGACAAUCGUCUUCGCCCAACCACCUGGAGAACGACGACGUGGACUCGCCAACCUCCGACUGACAAGACUUUGAUGAUGAUUGUUUGCAGAGAAUCUUUGUUUAUUGUUGAAAUGAAAAGUGGACAUACAUAUACACAUACAUACAGUCUGCAUACGUACAUACUCUACAUAUAAACAGUACAUACAUACAUACAUGCAGUGUGCAUACUACUUGUGUGUGUGGACAUUCUUCUUCUCUUUUUCAACUCUCACUUUUUCAUACUUCUGAAUGGAAAAA